GCCCCCUCGUCGGCGUGCAGAUCGAUCCGGCUUCUUCUUCCUCCUUCGCUUCUGUUCUGUCGAGUUGCGCGCGUGCGCGUCCAUCCCAAGGAAAUCCGCUUCGCUUUUGUUCGCAUCGCUGCUUCCAUUGGCUGCUUGCUCCUGUGGGUCAGUGUGCGUGGGUGGUCGUGGUGCUAGCCGCCCGCUCCGCGGAGAGGGAGAUGGGGAAGAGGAGGGGAGCGGCGGUGGCGCCGGCCUCAGCGGCGCCCGUGUUCCCGUUCCCGGCGGCCGCCGACGCCGACGAGCCGUGGCACUUCAGCGAUUACGGCUCCGGUGAUGAUUCCCGGCUACAGUGCUUCUUCUCCCAUGCCACGCGGUUAAAGCGCCAGAAGCCCAUCUCCAAGAAACAGCACCAGCAGAAGCAGCAGCGCCGCCGGUGGUGGAGCUCCGCCGCCUCCGCCGCGAUCCUUUUCUUCAAGCGCGGCUCCUCCUCCUCCUUCUCCUUCUCCGCCACCGUCUACAGCACGGCCGCUCCCCCGGCACCGGCAGGGCCACUGUACCUCGCCGUAGACGAAGACGACGGCGGGGCGGCGGCGGCGGCGUGCGCGUGCUGGGCGCCGGCCAUGCGGUCCGGCCACCUCGCGGUCUCCGAGCUCGGCGCGUCCGCCUCCGUGCUCCCAUACGUCAGCCUCAGGGACAGCGCCGGAGGAGGAGCUCCGGCGAUGCCCAUCUACCUGGUGACGUAGGCUUCUCCUUCUCCCGUCGUAAGCUGCUCCGCGCGUGCAGCGUCGGCAAGAACCGCGUCUUUCUUUUUCUUUCCUUUUUAGGCUUAACUCCGGAAAGUGUGGCCCACCGUCAGUGACCGCGACGGCUGACACGGGUAGUCAAAGCGGUCAAAGUAGACUUUUCUAACUCUGGUUUGCAGCAUGUGCUUUUUUCUCUUUAUUUGGUUGCUGGAUUUGUCGCCGUGGGCCAAUGUGGAGCUAAUUUGUCCGCGUUGUACUUGUGUUCUUCUGUGUGCUUGUCGUUUGUAAACUGUUGGGUGUUGGCUUGAUUUUGUUUUAUUGGCUGGUUAAA
Messenger RNA from Oryza brachyantha (malo sina), 1056 nucleotides. RefSeq lists its product as uncharacterized. NCBI's taxonomy places the organism in Eukaryota, Viridiplantae, Streptophyta, Magnoliopsida, Poales, Poaceae. The coding region runs from base 201 to 725 and encodes 174 amino acids. The transcript is spliced from 2 exons. The record is from RefSeq and is a predicted model, not a curated record.